Messenger RNA from Gymnogyps californianus (California condor), 2893 nucleotides. It is a transcript of the gene COL9A3, whose product is annotated as collagen type IX alpha 3 chain. The record is from RefSeq and is a predicted model, not a curated record. Lineage: Eukaryota; Metazoa; Chordata; Aves; Accipitriformes; Cathartidae. The transcript has 32 exons. Bases 1 to 2037 code for a protein of 678 amino acids.
AUGGCCGGAUUCUCCGCUCUUGGGCUUCUCUUCCUAUGUCAGCUAUUAGCCACAACAUCAGCCCAAUCCUUUCAGCGAGUAGGACCACAAGGCCCUCCUGGACCACGCGGACCCCCUGGACCAUCUGGCAAGGACGGCAUAGAUGGAGAGCCGGGCCCACCUGGUUUGCCAGGUCCACCAGGGCCAAAAGGUGCACCAGGGAAGCCUGGAGCAGCUGGUGAAGCUGGAUUGCCUGGCCUUCCUGGAGUGGAUGGUUUAACAGGAACCGAUGGCCCACCUGGCCCAAAUGGGCCUCCAGGAGACCGUGGUGCAUUAGGACCUGCUGGACCACCCGGACCAGCUGGCAAAGGACUACCAGGACCUCCAGGGCCUCCAGGACCCAGUGGGCUCCCAGGUGGAAAUGGAUUCCGGGGUCCUCCUGGACCUUUUGGUCUGCCAGGAUUCCCAGGGCCUCCUGGACCACCCGGACCUCCCGGUCUUCCAGGCACCCUUCCCGAUGGCGGUGGGGACCUUCAGUGCCCAGCUCUGUGCCCACCGGGUCCUCCAGGUCCCCCAGGAAUGCCAGGGUUCAAGGGGCACACUGGUCACAAAGGAGAACCUGGCGAAAUAGGAAAAGAAGGAGAGAAGGGUAACCCUGGCCCUCCCGGUCCUCCAGGCAUUCCUGGCAGCGUUGGCCUGCAGGGCCCAAGGGGACUAAGAGGCCUCCCUGGUCCAAUGGGUCCGGCUGGCGACAGAGGUGACAUUGGUUUCAGAGGGCCACCUGGAAUCCCAGGACCUCCAGGGAAAGCUGGAGACCAAGGAAACAAAGGACCUCAAGGAUUCAGGGGGCCCAAAGGCGAUACUGGUAGACCUGGACCAAAAGGAAACCCAGGGGCUCGGGGACUCAUAGGAGAACCUGGCAUGCCUGGCAAGGAUGGACGGGAUGGAGCUCCUGGACUCGAUGGUGAGAAGGGUGAUGCAGCUCGCAUGGGUGCUCCUGGAGAGAAGGGACCAAACGGACUGCCUGGACUGCCUGGAAGAGCAGGUAUUAAAGGCUCAAAGGGUGAACCAGGCAGUCCUGGAGAGAUGGGAGAGGCAGGUCCCUCUGGAGAACCAGGCAUCCCUGGCGAUGUUGGUAUUCCUGGUGAGAGAGGUCUGCCGGGACCCAGAGGAGCAACUGGACCACUUGGUCUUCAAGGCCCGAUGGGAGCCCCCGGUGUCAGAGGUUUCCAGGGUCCCAAAGGUGCCAGUGGUGAACCUGGCCUCCCUGGUCCGACUGGAAUUCGUGGAGAGUUGGGUGACAGGGGUCCUAUUGGUGUUCCUGGUCCCAAAGGUAACCAGGGCACUGCUGGAGCAGACGGCCUCCCAGGUGACAAAGGAGAACUGGGUCCCUUUGGUCCCCCCGGCCAAAAAGGAGAGCCAGGAAAAAGAGGAGAACUUGGUCCAAAAGGUGUCCAAGGCCCUAAUGGGACAGCUGGAGUGCCAGGGAUCCCAGGACAUCCAGGGCCCAUGGGCCAUCAGGGGGAGCAAGGCGUUCCUGGCAUCACGGGAAAACCUGGGCCUCCUGGCAAAGAGGCCAGUGAACAACAUAUACGAGAAGUCUGUGGGGAAAUGAUAAAUGAUCAAAUUGCACAGUUAGCUGCUAAUCUGCGAAAGCCCUUGUCUCCUGGAAUGACGGGUCGUCCCGGCCCAGCUGGGCCCCCAGGUCCUCCCGGAGCUGUGGGAAGCGUUGGGCAUCCUGGUCCUCGUGGUCCCCCUGGAUACAGGGGGCCAACAGGAGAACUUGGUGAUCCUGGUCCCAGAGGUGACACUGGCGAAAAGGGAGAUAAAGGACCUGUUGGUCAGGGUAUUGAUGGGCCUGACGGCGAUCAAGGACUCCAAGGACCACCUGGUGUACCUGGAAUUACUAAAAAUGGUCGUGAUGGUGCUCAGGGUGAACCCGGUCUUCCAGGGGAUCCUGGUACUCCUGGUGCUAUUGGGGCUCAGGGAACUCCAGGAAUAUGUGACACGUCGGCUUGCAUGGGAGCUGUUGGAGCAUCAACUUCCAAAAAAUCAUAAAACAACAGUACAAGAAGUGGAGAAGUGACUGAAUAUUUAAAUAAACAGUGCAUUGUAAGAAAACAGACAGAAUCCUCCUAGUGAUAAACGGACAGAUGUUCCUUCUAUUGUAUUAAGUGGAGACUUUGACACAGUUCUAUGAAAAAGAAAGCAUCAGAUGAAAACUUUAAUUAAAAGAUGCUUUAUGAGUACUUUCUCUUCCCCCCAAUUAUUUUCCAGAAUUUUUACUGCUAAACAACCUCACCUUCCCUUUCUCCCUCUGUUCCAAGAGACCUGCAAGAGGAAGCAUUGUUCUUUUUUACCAUCACCCCCCUAACUGUGUACUAAAGAUCACGACUUUUCUGUAUAAACGUUUGAGUCUUGUCAAUUGGAUUCCUUGGUGCUGCUCCCACUGACUUCAGUAGUGCACAAACCUGCGUAAAGAUACAUGUUGUUAAGGUAUUCAGGCACCUAACUGCUACUUCCAUCAGUGGAAAUUAGGCAUUUCAAUAUCCCGUGUUUUAGUAUCCUAAGAUUCUGGCCUAAGUAAAGACCAUAGCUUAUGUAUAUGCUGUCAGUUAUCAAUUUUCAGAUUGCACCUCAAAUAUUUGCCAAGACUAGUAAAUAGUAAUCCUCUUGCAAUCAAAUUCUGCAAAAGGUGUAAUGUAUAUAUUUUAAUUUACAGGGGAGAAUUUUUGUAUAUUUCCAUAUGAUAAUAAAGGACAUCAAGUAACAGCAUUUUCACGACCUCUACUUAAGCUAUUUGCACAGUAAUUGUGAAUGAAACCCCAAAUAAGAAAGGAUGCUCUUCUAAAGUCCAGCCAAAAACACCUGUAUGAACUGUUGUAAAAAUAAAAGGAGAUUUUUUUUAACCUUU